This is a messenger RNA of Rhododendron vialii, 1191 nucleotides long. Its product is annotated as NADPH-dependent pterin aldehyde reductase. Gene Ontology annotation, biological process: folic acid-containing compound metabolic process. Bases 98 to 880 code for a protein of 260 amino acids. Gene Ontology annotation, cellular component: cytosol. The record is from RefSeq and is a predicted model, not a curated record. NCBI's taxonomy places the organism in Eukaryota, Viridiplantae, Streptophyta, Magnoliopsida, Ericales, Ericaceae. Gene Ontology annotation, molecular function: oxidoreductase activity, acting on the CH-OH group of donors, NAD or NADP as acceptor. The transcript has 5 exons.
UUACAAACAGAGCCUCUAAAGUUUUAUUCAAGUUUACUCCGUAACUUGGAGGAGUUUGUAGAAGAGAAAUUGAUCGGAGGAGAGAGAAGAAAAGGCGAUGACAACGGCGACAUUGGGCGGAGCGAUGAAUAUCGUGAACAGAGGCGGAGGAGGAGCGCAGAGGACGGUGUUGAUUACCGGGGUAAGCAGAGGUCUGGGUAGAGCUCUAGCCCUAGAAAUGGCAAAGCGUGGCCACACCGUUAUCGGGUGUUCUCGCUCUCAGGAUAAACUCGACUCCCUCCACUCCGAGCUGUCCUCCUCUGCUUUUCCUGCUGCCCAACCUGAUUCCAACCCUUCCUCUCCUGACCGCCACCUGUUCAUGAACGUCGAUGUGAGGUCAAACAGCAGUGUGGAAGAGUUGGCACGUGCUGUGGUGGAAAAGAAGGGUGUUCCCGAUAUCAUAGUGAACAAUGCAGGCACUAUUAAUAGAAAUAACAGACUUUGGGAGGUUCCAGUAGAAGAAUUUGAUACAGUGAUUGAUAUCAAUGUAAAGGGGAUUGCAAACAUGUUGCGCCACUUCAUUCCUCUGAUGAUCGAAAGAAAGCAAGGAAUUAUUGUCAAUAUGUCAUCUGGGUGGGGAAGAUCUGCUGCUGCACAGGUUGCACCUUAUUGUGCUUCUAAAUGGGCGGUAGAGGGCCUAACUAGGUCAGUAGCAAAGGAGUUACCCAGUGGAAUGGCGAUUGUUGCUCUUAAUCCAGGUGUGAUAAACACUGAUAUGCUUACAUCAUGCUUUGGCAGUUCAUCUUCAUUAUACCAGACACCUGAGUCUUGGGCUCCAAAAGCCACCACAAUGAUUCUUAACCUUACCAUAGCAGACAAUGGUGCAUCUCUCUCCGUGUAAGGAAAGCAUCCGAGCAACAUACAACAAUAUUUUAUGGAGAUUCAACAGAGUUUCGAGCAAGCUUUUCGCAUACCGGCUUGGGUCCUUGCUCCUUUGUCAUUUUAGAAGUUUUUGCCCAUAGUAUCUUCGAGUUUCUAGAAAACAUUGCUAUAGCUGCUUAAAUGUUAGUAACUGGCAGUGAACCCAUGGCAUGCACGGGCGACCAGUUAACUUCUAUAACAUAAUGGUGUAGUAUGUAAAACCCUAGUGCAGACCCUAUGCAUGGUAAACCAAACAAAUUUGUUUUACUCAUCUCCAUUCCUUUCUUGGUA